This is a messenger RNA of Carassius auratus (goldfish), 9696 nucleotides long. It is a transcript of the gene nav1b, whose product is annotated as neuron navigator 1b. The record is from RefSeq and is a predicted model, not a curated record. Gene Ontology annotation, molecular function: ATP hydrolysis activity. Gene Ontology annotation, biological process: neurogenesis; microtubule bundle formation; nervous system development. NCBI's taxonomy places the organism in Eukaryota, Metazoa, Chordata, Actinopteri, Cypriniformes, Cyprinidae. Gene Ontology annotation, cellular component: axon initial segment; microtubule cytoskeleton.
ACUACGAUGUACUGGAUUCAUUUUAUAUUCUAGUGUUGCAAUUUGUCAUCUCCCCCUAUCAGCUCACACUUUCUACUGAGGCAGAGAGACACACCAGAAAAUGCAACAGAGAGAGAGAGAGAGAGAGAGAGAGAGAGAGAGAGAGAGAAACGGGGGAGGGACUGUUGUUUCAUGCAGCACUGCUGUCAUUUGGCUUCUGCACGGCUCAGCGUUAAGGCGGCCUGCUGAAGGGAGGAGAGAAAACGAGGGAGUGAGAGAAAGAGGAGAGAGAAAAGGAGAACCAGGGCGGCAGCUGCUGCAGCCUUACAGGAAGGAACGGGAAAAAUAAAGGGUGCACGGAAUUAGCAUUUUCUUCCUGUGCAAGAGAGAAAGAGCCGCACAUUCGUCCUGUCCUCCAUGCUCUCACUCUUCUCUCAUCCAGCCCUAAAUGCUCUCCGGUAGAAGAAGACACUUGGGGGUUGAAUAAAAGGCAGGCAGAGCAAGGGCACGUCAAGGGAAGGUACAGCCAUGGCUGCCAAGAGGGGCAAGUCCGGCGUGCCACAAAGUGUGGCACGGAGCGAGCUGAAGAUGUACCGUGUGGGCAGCACGGAGGGGCGCAUCCCGGUGCCAUCCAACCUUCGCAAACAGAGGUCCCUGACCAACCUGGCCGUGCUGACAGAUGCAGAGAAGAAGAUGCAACUCUAUGAGCCCAAAUGGUGCGACGACAUGAGCAAAGCUGCCUCUGGACACCUGAAGAUAGGCAAGCCCAAACCUGUGGGCGGCGGAGGGGCGGGGGUUCAACUCUCUCGAAACCUGUCCAAAUCUGACCACUCCCUCUUCCAGGGCAAGCCCAAGACGUUCACUCCUCUCGCUGCACCUGGCGCCUUGGGAAAAGGCCAAAGUCGGAUCCCUCGAGGCCCUUACGCGGAAGUAAAACCCUUGAGCAAGACGUCCGAUGACUGCAAGUCCGACGAUGAUAUCCUGUCCAGCAAAGCCAAAGCCAGCGGGAAGAAACCUGCAGCUGGGGGCUCUGGAGACCCGGAGGCAAAAGGUCAAGGUGAGGAAGGUGCCGAUAAACCCUUCCUCAAGGUGGACCCGGAGCUGGUGGUCACCGUACUUGGUGACCUGGAGCAGUUGCUCUUCAGUCAGAUUCUCGAUCCCGAGUCUCAAAGGAAACGGACGGUUCAGAAUGUCCUGGACCUCAGACAGAACCUGGAGGAAACCAUGUCCAGCCUGCGAGGGACUCAGCUCAGCCAGAGUUGUCUGGACAGCAGCGUCUGCUACGACAGCGAUGAAACCAAUGCUCGUAGCAUCUCCAGCCUCUCCAACCGCUCCUCUCCUCUCUCCUGGCGGCACGGACAGUCCAGUCCUCGUCUGCAGGCCGGCGAUGCUCCGUCCUCAACGGGCAGCAGCUAUGUGUCGGGCAGCAAGGCCUCGUCUCAGUACACCUCUCACACCAUGCCUGCCCGCUGCUCCAGCCGCCUCAGCCACACGUCACGCAGUGACUUCAUCGAAGGUCUGGACGCCGGAGACAGAGACCUCAAGUCUGGUUACCUGAGUGAUUCUGAUGUACACUGCAAGAGCCUUAAUGACGACGACGAUGACGACAAUCUGGCCAAUGGCUGGGACGAGAGCAGCUCCAUCAGCAGCGGUCUGAGUGAUGCUUCUGAUAACCUGAGCUCAGAGGAACUCAACGCCAGCUCGUCUCUCAACUCCCUCCCCACCACACCUGUGGGCUCGCGACGCAACUCCUCCGUCAUGUUGCGGACGGAUGCAGAGAAGCGUUCUCUGGUGGAGAGUGGACUGGCGUGGUACAGCGAGGACAGUAAGUCCCUACGGAAAGCUGAUGGUGUUUAUGACACAGGCAGCUUAAAGUCAGAGCCUUCCAGCAAGUGGAGGAAAACUCGGCUGCCGGAUGGUUCUGCGCAGGACAAGACGGGGAAAGGAGAACUGAAGAAACCUCAGAGUCUAGGACAACCUGGGAGCUUCAGAAAGGGCCGAAAUCCACCUGUGGGCGUCACCUCUCCCAUCACACACACUUCACAAAGUGUGCUAAAAGUUGCAGUUUCUAAAGGAGACACUAAAGCAGUUGACAAGGUGAAAAUGUCUGUCAAGGCAACGGGUCUCCAGCGUUCACGCUCCGACGCCGGCCGGGACAACGAGCACCGCAAGCCUCCCUCAGGUCUGGUCAAACCCUCCGCCGGAGCCUCCUUCGGUUACAGGAAACCUCCGACCACCGGAACCGCCACCGUCCUGACAGCAGGAGGCGCCACUAUCACCAGCGGCUCGGCCACUGUGGGCAAGACCCCCAAGUCCUCUGGCAUCCCCAUCAAACCCGUCCCAGGUGCAGGCGGACGCAAAAACAGCCUGGACGCCAGCGGCUCCGAACAGGGGUUCCUGGCGCCCAACGCUCGCGGGAGCAUUCAGUACCGCAGUCUGCCACGGCCUGCCAAAUCCAGCGCUAUGAGCUUGACCUCUCGCCCUGUCAGCGGCAGCAUCGACGCCAGUCUCCUCACCCUCAAACCCGUACCACCUCUGCCCAACACCAUGCCCACCAGAGGAAAAGAUGGAGGCGGCUUAAAAGCGGCUAGUCGCCCGAGCGCCACUGGACCCGUCAACCAAACGGACCGAGAGAAGGAGAAGGAGAGGGCCAAGGCCAAAGCCGACCUGGAGAUCAGCUGUCUGAAGGCUGAGAACCAGACUGACAGCUGUGCAGAGACUGUGGAGAAGAUCCACCGAGUGAGGAGGACCAGCAGCAGUAAAUACCCAGAACUGAGCUCUCCGACCAGCACGCCAAGGUUGCUGAGUAGUAAGUCUCUAGUUCAUCCUCCCAGUCUGGCUCACCUAGACAAGCUCAACUCCAACAGUCUGGACUCCUGUAUCACCAUCCAUGACCUUCCUCCAAAGAUCCCUCCCUACUCCAAGCUGCAGGACCUGGCGGGCUCCCGCGUGUCCUCUCGACUCACCCCGAGCCCCGCGCCGGUGCUCCACAUCGACUCUCCCAGCUGUUUCUCAGGCCAGACGCUGUCGGUCAGCAGCUCCCCCAUCCUCUACCCCAAGAUGUCCGGCCUGCACCGCAGCAUGGAGUCACUGCCGCUUCACAUGAGCGUCCCCAUCAAACCAGAUCUGGGAGAGCGGGAUGAAGCCAGGAGCACUGGGACGUGGGGCGCAGGGAGCCGGACGUCCAUCACUUUGGGCGACAGUUUACAAUCUGAUAGGAACACCUUUCCCAAGAAAGGAUUAAGUCGCUAUGGCAGUGGCCAAUCAGAGGGAGAAGUGAGGGAACGCCGUCAUUCCCACACGAUCACGAGCAUGACGGAUUCGGAGAGCCCACCGCAGCUGCCCUCGCCGACACACGUGACACAGACCUUCCUGGGAAAAACGCCACCGACCAACGUGGUGGCACCAAUCCCAAGUUCAGGCGCCGGUUCCCAGAUCACGCGCUCCAACAGCAUCCCGGCGAAUGACAUGGGCUACGAGCUUUAUGGCACAUCACCUCUGGGCAGCUCUCUGUCUCUGGCUGACCGACCAAAGAGCAUGAUGAGAUCCGGAUCCUUCAGAGAGCCGAGUGAAGAUGUUCAUGGAUCUGUGCUGUCUCUGGCCUCGAAUGCCUCAUCCAACUAUUCGUCGACUGAAGAGAGAAUGCAAGGAGAGCAAAUCCGGUUACUGAGGCGUGAGCUGGAGUCAUCUCAGGAUAAAGUGACCAAUCUGACCAGCCAACUCUCAGCAAAUGCAGGCCAGGCGAACCUGGUGGCAGCGUUUGAGCAGAGUCUGGCCCUCAUGACGGCGCGACUGCAGAGUCUGUCAGUCACUUCUGAGCAGAAGGAUUCCGAGCUACAGGACCUGAGGGAAACCAUAGAAGUCUUAAAGGUCAAGAACACAGAAGCCCAGUCAAUUAUUCACGUGGCCCUCAAUGUCCCCGAAACCACACCCAAAGAGCUGCAGAUCGACCGUCAGAACUCGUCAGAGAGCAUCUCCAGUCUGAACAGCAUCACCAGUCACUCCAGCGCCGGCAGCCUGAAGGAACAGGAGGCCAAGAAGAAGAAGAAGAAGAGCUGGGUCUAUGAGCUGAGGAGCUCCUUCAACAAGGCUUUCAGUAAAAAAGGAUCCAAAGCACCAUAUGCAGAUAUAGAGGAGAUUGCAACGCCAGUCACAUCCACCCCAUCUUCACCCAAAAUCCAACAUAAUGUGGAUAACGCCUCCGCAAAGGCAUCGACUUCAACAUCGGGAUCAUGCGAGGGCUCUGAAGACACUGAGCAAGAAGAGAAAGUGGUUUCAGAGUUACGCUCAGAACUGUGGGAGAAGGAGCGCAAGCUGACGGACAUCCGCCUGGAGGCGCUGAGCUCCGCCCAUCAGCUGGAGCAGCUGCAGGAGGCCAUGACCAACAUGCAGAUGACGGUGGAGAACCUGAAGGCGGAGAAUGACCAGCUGAAGACGGGUGGCCCCUCCUCCAGACCUCCAAGCUCCACCUCCCAGUCCUCAGGGCUCGGUUCAUUGGGCAUCUCAUCACCACGGCAAUCUGUGUCAUCUUUCGGCAAAACCGGCAUGGGACAAAACGAGCCUUACCCAGAUGUCUUUCAAAGCCCCACCACGACUUUGCAGAAGGAUGAAAAUCUCGUCAGAGUGUUGGUUCGCAUACCCCAUCAGCACCUAUUCAAAGACGAGGUGAAACAGCUGGAGUUUUUCAUUGGCACGGUUAAAAUCAGCGGACGGACGGACUGGUUUUCUCUGGACUCUGCAGUUAUCCAGGCUUUUAAAGAGUAUUUAGCGGUGGUGGACCCCGGCUCCAGUCUGGCUCUCUCUCAGGACUCCAUCUACAGCUACAGCCUGAGCCAUCUGAAGAGGGUUCUGGGAGCGCAGCCGCCCGAGACGCCUCCUGUGCGCCUCUCUAAAGGCUCCUCCUGCAUCAGCGUGACUCUGAAAGGACUGAAGGAGAAGUGUGUGGACGUUCUGGUGUUUGAGACGCUCAUCCCCAAGCCCAUGAUGCAGCAUUACAUCAGUCUGCUUCUCAAGCACCGGCGCUUGAUCUUAUCAGGUCCCAGCGGCACAGGGAAGACCUACCUCACCGGCCGGCUCGCCGAAUACCUGGUGGAGCGCAGCGCUCGAGAGGUUACACCCGCCAUCACCACCACCUUCAACAUGCACCGCCAGUCCUGCAAGGACCUUCAGCUCUAUCUGGCCAAUCUGGCCAAUCAGAUCGAUCGGGAGAGCAGCACAGCUGAGAUCCCAUUGGUAAUCAUCUUGGACGAUGUGCAUGAUGCAGCAUCCCUCAGUGAACUUGUUAAUGGUGCUUUAACCUGUAAAUAUCAUAAAUGUCCAUAUAUAAUAGGAACAACCAAUCAGCCAGUGAAGAUGACCCCAAACCACGGCUUACACCUCAGCUUCAGGAUGGUGAUGUUUUCCAAUAACGUCGAGCCAGCAAACGGAUUCCUAGUACGUUACCUGCACAGGAAGCUAAUGGAGGCUGAAGAUCCCAGGAGCGUGAAGAAUGAAGAUCUGCUGCGGGUGCUGGACUGGGUGCCCAGACUCUGGUACCACCUCCACACCUUUCUGGAGAAACACUGCACCUCCGAUUUCCUCAUUGGUCCCUGCUUCUUCUUGUCCUGUCCUGUAACAGUAGAGGAAUUCCGCACGUGGUUUAUCGAUCUCUGGAAUCACUCAAUCAUCCCAUACCUGCAGGAAGGAGCCAAAGAUGGCAUUAAGGUCCACGGGCAGAAGUCGGUGUGGGAGGAUCCGGUGGAGUGGGUCAGAGGGUCUCUGCCCUGGCCGUCUGCUCAGCAAGACCAGGCCAAACUCUUCCACCUGCCUCCCCCGAGCACAGGCCCCGGCAGCCCCAGCCAGCCAGGAGACGAUCGGCCGCAUAAGGAGACGCCACCCAGCUCCAUCGAGUCAGAUCCACUGAUGGCUAUGCUGUUGAAACUACAAGAGGCUGCCAAUUACAUCGAGUCACCAGAGAAAGAAUCAGAUCCAAAACUCCCUCCUCUCUGAACAUCUCCUCCAUCUCUCCUGCUGUCCAUGUCCAGGUCCAGCUGCCCCGCACCUGCAGAUGACACUGUACUGUUACUAUAAAUGCUGUUGGUGCAUUUCACCCACUCUUUUAUUAUAUUAUUCAUCCAACCUUUCUUAUUUCAGUGGAAUGUCCCUUACAGAAAAGCACUGUGGUGGUACCGUGGUUCAGUGAUGCUAUCAGAUGGUAAUACCGUGGUACUUUCUCAUACGGGUAGUUGACUUGUUCUGCAGCAUGACAUGCUGUACGACCAUUUUAAACAGCAUUUUGCUCUUUUAAAGUUAUUAUGCAUGCAGCAUGCAUAAUAAUGAAUGAGCUUCUAUGAAUCGUAAGAGUAUUUGUGCUUGUAAAAAUGGAUUUGUUGCACCUCAGGACCUUUAAAGUGAACUAGUGAUGGCAAAAAUAGUGGUUAUGGCAGGAUAAAGUUCAGGAAGAAAUGGUAACCCAUUACAGCACCUAUAACUACACUUUACUGUAUUCUGUACAUUUAUUACAAAUAUUGGUGUUGAUCCAUAAAACUGAGUAAAUAACAUGGUAUUAUCUUUUAGUGACCAAACCAUGGUAAAACCACCACAGCCGGUUCAUCCAUGGUAAAUUUUAGUUUUUACCAUGGUACUUUUAUGUAAGGGCUUGCAAAAACAGUAAUUUGUCAUGAAAUGUAACUCCUUCUCCUAAAAAAAAAAUUAGGAAAAAUGAUCAUUUUAUAGCACUUCUAUCUGCAUAUUUUGGUUUUCAGACGCUUUGGUACACAUGUAAUUCUCUUCGCGGGAACUUUUACUGUUCCACUGCUGCCCGUAUUAACAACUCAAUGAUACAGGUGCUAAAAUCACUAGUGUGCGAGAGUGGCUUCAUCUCGUGGUAAUGAAUAAGAGCCAACAUGGGAGAUAUUGGGAAAUAUUACGUCUCACUUAAUAAUGUAACUCUUUACAGGCCACUUUAGCCUAUGCUGCUUUUUGUAUGUUUAAUUUCUUUCAGGUUUGAAUAUGGCCACAGCAUAAGCUAGUUUAACCCCAGAAACAAUUAAGCAGACCGCAUUAAACCUUUUCUUCUUCUUUCUAACACAGUGAAUGCCUUACAACAGAUUCUAAGUGUGCUAUCAUGUUCCCUUUUCACUCUGUAGAGUUAAGCAAAGUUCAGAAAUGAAAUUCCAUAAAAUGAAUCUGAAUUAAAUUGGAAACGAACAGGAAUUUACUGAAUUGCAUUUAAAAAAAGUCUUGAUGGAUUGUGAUUUGCAGGAAACAGCUGAAUGAUAUUUUCAAUCUUAAAACUAAACAGGCUGUCUUUGAAUUUCAUUCCAUUUUAAUUCUAAUUCCUAAAACUAAAAUUGAAAGUAUGAUUCUGCAUCCUGUUUCGAAAGGCACUUAACAAUAAUAAACUGAAGCUUGUGCUCCCUCUAAAGUUCCCACUGUACACAAAAGCACCUCAGUAACAUGCUGUAAAGAUCACUUGCAUUCGGAGAGACGUCCCGACCACAAACGGGCCAUUUCUGUGCUCUUUGAUUUACUGUAAUGAUACUGUAGAGAUGUUUGGCUUGGCUUUGGCACUGAUCUCAGCUCAGGGGUUUGGUUAUCUCAGGCCUCUAAUUAGAUUCAGCUACAGCUUCCUUCUCAGUUACUGCUCUCUUUGUAGCAAAACGGUGCAAAUGUAGAAAACCAAAUAUUCAGUACGAGCCUUUCAUUUGAAGCUACUAGAGACUAUCACCCCCAAUAAAGUGCACACGGAUGCAAAGAUUAUUUGGUGCUAUUCUGUAUCACUAUUGGAAAACCUGACUUGGUUUAGCAAGAAUCGCACUUGAAAUCCAUUAGCCUUACUCUUGUAGUAUUUAAGGGGAUCUUUACAUACAACCAAGUAAUCAUUUUAUUUAUACAAUCCUUUUAGUCGUAGUUUUAGAGCUUAGUUUCUUUAGAUGUAGUUUAAACAUUGCACUAAAAAUCCACCUCGAUAUCGCUAUGUCAAAGUAAAUCAACCUCCUAAUGUCUAAAAACAUAUCAAACCGCGCCAUUUCUCUGAAGCUUACGAUUAAUAUCAGAGUCUGCAGUUCUGUUGAGCACUAACAAGAGUAGUGUACACUACAUCGAUGCGUCCUCAGCGCUCACACAGAAGAGGAUUGGCUCUCAGAAAGCAGUGGUGGACCAGUAAUUUCCCAUCUCUGUACCUGAAACUAGUAUCCAAACACGCAUGUAGCUAAAGUUAAAAUCUAACUCAAAUCAUUCCAUUCAUUUCUAUUCAUCUAUACUGCAUUAUCAUCACUUUACACAGUGUAAAUAUGAUUUUUGUAGUUCCUUCUCCAAGAAAUGAGGGUUUGUGGAGUCUAUUAGCCAAAUAGAGAGAGACUCGUAAUGUUCAAGAUGGCAAAAUGAUUUAGUUAUUUUAGCCUCCUUCAGUUGCGCCGCUGCUGCUGCUUCAAGUAUAAUAUGUGACUUUUAUAUUUGAUUACAUUCCAGACGUAAGACAGUGUGUCAAUGGCUUUUGUUGCUUAUCUGCUGAAGAUCCUAGUUGGCCAUUUGCAGUUUCAUUUUAUAUCAAUAAAUGCCACUGCAACAAAAUAUUACAUUUCAUAACCGUAGCAUGUUACAAAACCGUAACAAUUACCACUGAUAUUGAAUCUGGAUCAGUGAAUAAAACUAAUUUUCGAGGGAAUAAAUCUCAUUCCAGUGUUUUCAUUGUCAGCAGCUAUUCUUUGUUUUAAAAAGACGUUUAUUAGUGUGACUAAAGCCGCUGAACACUGUCUGCAUCAUGUUUCUGGUUAUUGUGCCUGUGACCGUGUGAUAGCUGUGCUGUGUUGUGCAAAGUCCCAUUUAAUGCGACAAUUCAGCAACUUUUUACUGUCUACUUUGUCUGUCCUUGAAUGGUAAUGACAGCACAUGGAUGGUGAUUGGUAAAACUGGAUUUUUAUGCUGAUUUCACUGUCUAUCGCUCAUAUGCUUUGGUUUGUGUCUUCUUCUGUUGCUGUUUUCACUCUUUAAUGCACCUUUUUAUGUGGACUAUAUUGUUGCAAUAAUUUGUUGUGUGUUAAACAGAGUCAGGAACUCCGUUUGAUAAAGACUUUGGGUGAUUGUAUGCCUUGAUGGUGCUGUCUUGAGGUCAGGGUUAAAUGAAUGAGAACUUACAGUAGGCCUAUAUCAUGUGGUGUGCUUUUAUGUAAAGUAUUUCAGAGAGGAACAAUGAGAAAUAUAAAGAUAGUAUUACAGAUACAAAGUGGUGAGAAGUUGCUGAAUGGUCCUUUCACUUCAUGCAAAGCUUGAUAUUGAUUCAAAAGUCCAAUAUUAUUGCAUAAAAGGUAAUAUGACAGUAGAAGAUGUAAGUUCCAAUGUGCAAUGGGUUUCUAAAUGUCGUAAACGCAUGUCACCUUAGUGUGAAGCAGAAUUACGGAUGUGUUCUACCUAAUUUGGGGUCAUAUAAAAGGAAUGAUAUAAGUUUCUUUUUAUUGUAAUGUUCCCCCAAAUGAUUGUUUGUACAACUUCAUUUCCAUUUUGUACAGAACGUUAUAAAUGUAAACAUUGUACAUAGCGUGGCCCUGCAUUUGCAACAACAAUCAUUUAAGAAAAAUACAUAAUGUCAUUAAGAAAUGUGGUUUGUAAGGAAGACGUGUGCUUUUGUUACCGAUGGAGUGGCCCGGUACAUAAAGACUGUCAUGCUUUGGAUGUUCGGAAUAUGACCACCAAGACAUUGUCCAUCUGUCAUAAUAAAACCACAACGUUCGUUAACUG